AGGAGGAAUGAGUUAGCAGUUUAGUUCCCUGACUAGCCAUAACUAAGCAGUUGUUCUCCUUAUCGCCCGUCUCCGCAUUGCCCAAAUAGGCAAGGCUGGGCCGAUCGCCCUAAAGAGUUAGCGGCAGAUCAUGUGCCUUGCAUCAGAAACAUCAAUAGUAUAUUUUGGUGUAUAUUGUUUGUUGCAGAAUCAACCAAGUCACUAAAGUCCCCUCGGUCGUAGGCGGUGGGACAAAGGACUGGCAGUCAGUGAAUGGAGUCAGCCAGCAAGCCAGCAAAGCUUACUCAACUGCAGCUGGGGCACUAACUAUGGGCCACUCUAUCAUCGAUGACGCCAGAAUUGGGGGAAGCUGGCCUGCUCCUCGUCAUACGUCACUCGAUGCUCAUCCCGCGCCGCCUCCCUGAUUCUCUCUUUAACGAGAGAUCGUCAGCUCUGCGGCCAAUAAAUAUCUUCAUCCCGGGACGUAGUGAUCUUAAUCUCUCUUGCUUAAGAUCUCACAAUUAACAAUUGUAAGUUGCUCUCACGGAUACUUUAUGUUCUUGUUCGUGGUGAAUCGAGAGCUAACCUUGACGCUAUAAGCAAACAACAACAGCAAUCAACGCUCGAUAUAAUUUCUACAUCUCGCCAGGAUGAAGCUCCAUUUGGCUUCGUAUCUGGUAUUUGCGCUUGCAACCUUUGAGGCGGUUGGAGCAUCCAGCUGGUUUAGCAAGGCUGUUUACAACAAAUGGCAUGAGACUGAGUUAGAAAGAUGGCUCUCCGAUCAUGACAUCCCGUACCCAUCGCCGGCCGACCGCAAGGAUCUCGAGUCCCUAGUGAAGUCCAACUGGGAAGCUAAAGUCCAGAAGCCCCUGGCACAUGUUACACAGCACUCUCAUGAUCACUGGCAUGAUGCCAAGGAAUGGCUCUUUGACACGUGGUCCGACUCCCAGUUGAAGGCGUUCCUUGAUCGUCAUGGUGUUCCUGCCCCCCAGCCUCGCAAGCGUGAUACUCUUUUGAAAACUGCUCGCGAAAACUAUGAGUCUAUUGCCACGAAGCUUGGAGAGGCUGUCGCCUAUCCUGGUAACUGGGUAUACGAGCAAUGGACUGAGUCUGACCUAAAGGAAUGGCUUGAUGAGCGUGGCUGGCCGGUUCCACAGCCCACCACGCGCGACAGGCUUAUUGCAUCGGUUCGUCGUAAUGCUCGACUGGCCAGUUUGAACGCGAAGAGCAUCGCUGCCUCUGCCUCUGCCUCUGCGGAAGCUGCGCAGGCUACUCUGAGCGAUGCCCUGUUCAAGGCUUGGUCCGACUCCGAUCUGAAGAAGUUCCUCGAUGAACACGGUGUCAAGGUACCCCAAGGAUCUCGCCGCAAUGAACUCGUGGCUCUGGCGAGGAAGCACCGCGCCUCUCUGGUUAGCCAGGCUUCGGAGGCCUCUGCCACCAUUUCGUCCACCGCUACUCAGAUCAUUGGAGCCGCUACCUCCAAAGCUGGUAACGAAUACGGCAAAGCCACCGAUGUUGCCGAGUCCAAGGCCCAAGAUACCUUCGAUACCGUAAUUCAAGGCUGGUCCGACUCGCGCUUGAAGGCUUUCCUCGAUGCGCGCGGAGUUCCCGUUCCUCAAAGCAACAAGCGUGACGAGCUCCUUGCUAAGGUGCGGCUCCACAGCCACAAGGCAGCUACUGGCUGGUCUGCUUGGACCUUUGAUACCUGGGACACCGAGCAUUUGAAGAAGUACCUGUCCUCCAUGAAUGCCAAGGCAGCCCACCGCGCCGACAUUACUCGCGACGAGCUUGUCAAGCAAGCCCAGGAGAACUACGCCAAGGCAUCCAAAGCCGGAGGCGCAAACCUCGCAUCGGCCACCUCAUACAUGGCGCAGGCCACCGAUGCAGCCAAGGGUUCCGCCUUCGACACCUGGACCCAUUCCGAUCUCAAGGCUUACCUUGACUCGUACGGCAUCCCGGUCUACCAGGGCUCCGGAAUCAACGAACUCCGCGCCGCUGCUCGCCGCAAUGCGGAAUACUUCCGCUAUGGCACUUCGUCUCCUUCGGGAACCAUCUUCGCUAAGAUGCAAGAGGCCGGCCAGUGGCUUCUGGAUCAGCUGAAGAUCGGCGCGUCCAGUGGCCGUGCCCAGGGUCAGGAAGCCGCUGAGAAGGCCAAGGCUAAGGGGUCUGAGGCUGCUGAGAAAGCCAAGGCCCAGGGAUCCCAUGCUGCCUCGAGCAUGCGGGUCGAGCUGUAAACCAGCCAACCUGACUUCUGAUACUUUUCCUUCGGUGUUGUUCAUGUUUGCCGGGGGCGUUGUUCGUGGGAUACGACGUUAUGACAUCACAUAAUGACUGCAAUCUCGGGGAGGUGGUUGACACGGUCUAUGAUUUUUACUGAAAUCUGGCUGUUGCAAAAGUUGGGGACGGGAGAGAAGGCCGGAUAGUGGAAUUUCAAGUAAUAAAUUUUAGUUUUAGUUUUAUUGAGAUAUUUCGAACAAUGCAAUCAGUGUACAACAACUCGAUCCUAUCAGUAAUGCUAUCUAAAAUCCCGAAACCGUUGCACUGCAUUGAAAUGAUCCUCAUUCAGCAUGACUAAAAUACCAAGGCUUUUAAUAAAGAUAUGAAUCGCUUAUACCCGAAUUUG
Messenger RNA from Aspergillus welwitschiae, 2602 nucleotides. RefSeq names its product double-strand break repair enhancer MSC1 (gene ish1). The transcript is spliced from 5 exons. NCBI's taxonomy places the organism in Eukaryota, Fungi, Ascomycota, Eurotiomycetes, Eurotiales, Aspergillaceae. The coding region runs from base 630 to 2213 and encodes 527 amino acids. The record is from RefSeq and is a predicted model, not a curated record.